Molecule: messenger RNA, 249 nt
Organism: Fulvia fulva
Lineage: Eukaryota; Fungi; Ascomycota; Dothideomycetes; Mycosphaerellales; Mycosphaerellaceae
Exons: 2
Coding region: 1-249 (82 amino acids)
Source: RefSeq, a predicted model, not a curated record
AUGCGCUCAGUCACCUUCACUCUUCUAGCAGCUCUUGCAGCAUUCGCCGUGGCUGCUCCAGCCGCUGAGCCAGAAGCACAAGUUGGGUGCCCUCCAGCACUACCGGGAUGUGCACCACCUCCGCCGCCAACGAAGCGUAUGCCUGAGCCGGCUCCAGAGCCUGUGGUUAAGAAGCGAGUAGCACAAGUCAUUGGAAGUCCUCCGGCACAGCCUGGAUGCCCACCUGUCAUUCCGCCGGGCAGGCAGUAG